Messenger RNA from Larimichthys crocea (large yellow croaker), 2106 nucleotides. It is a transcript of the gene kcnj11, whose product is annotated as potassium inwardly rectifying channel subfamily J member 11. Gene Ontology annotation, biological process: potassium ion import across plasma membrane; regulation of monoatomic ion transmembrane transport. The transcript has a single exon. The record is from RefSeq and is a predicted model, not a curated record. Lineage: Eukaryota; Metazoa; Chordata; Actinopteri; Sciaenidae. Gene Ontology annotation, molecular function: ATP-activated inward rectifier potassium channel activity. The coding region runs from base 634 to 1797 and encodes 387 amino acids. Gene Ontology annotation, cellular component: plasma membrane.
CAUUUAGACCGCUCAGCUGCGCGGUUUUCAGUGCGUAAUGGUUUCACUCCUGCAUUCCCUUUGAAAAUCACUAGAAGGGCACCACAGAGGUGGUGGAGGGAGGGAAGGGAGGGACUGUUUCUCCACCUCACCACGUCUCUAUCUCACGUUACCGAGCUAUAGUGAAGUGGUGGAGUCAGCAAAGAGACAACUGCGCCACUAAAACCGGCCUUCUCAUCCAAAGGUGGUAAAACUCUGACCCAUCACACUUUAACCGCAUCACCAUUUUACAUCUCACUGAAGGCUGUGGAGGGUGUGCACCACCACCGAUGGGUGGUUUCAUUAUGGGAACGGGGUGCUGUGGCACAAUUGUGCCCGGUCGGUCGGUGUCGUGAGUGACGGCGGCAGCUGCGGAGCUGGAAGAAGAAUCUUCUCAUGGGACUUGGUCGUGGUUGUGAAGCGCCUAAACUGGAGGCAACGUGAGGAGCGCACAUACCUCCAGAAAACUAGAGUCUCCUUCCUGCGGCUGGCAGCGGACUGACUAGUAAGAACUUGUACCGGGAAAGAGGAAAAUAGUCUAAUCUUUCGGCCGGGCAGACACGAACCAGUACCUACAAAGCCCCAUCGGCUGUGGGUCCAUAGUAUGGGAGCGCUAUGUUGUCCAGGAAAGGACUCAUUCCUGAGGAUUACUUGCUGACACGGUUGGCUGAGGAUGUCCUGCUGCAGCCAAAGUUCAGCACGAAAGCGGGGAAAGCUCGCUUCGUGGCCAAGAACGGCACCUGCAAUGUGGCGCACACCAACAUCCGAGAACAGGGCCGAUUCUUGCAGGACGUUUUCACCACUCUGGUAGAUUUAAAAUGGCUCCACACGCUUAUCAUUUUUACCAUGUCGUUUCUGUGCAGCUGGCUUCUCUUCGGGAUGAUCUGGUGGCUCAUAGCCUUUGCGCACGGCGACUUGGACCCAAAAGGAGACGAUUUUGUCCCGUGCGUAACGGAAAUUCACUCCUUCUCCUCCGCUUUCCUCUUCUCCAUAGAAGUCCAGGUGACCAUAGGUUUUGGGAGUCGGAUGGUCACGGAGGAGUGUGUCUCCGCCAUCAUCAUCCUGAUCAUGCAGAACAUCGUCGGACUGGUCAUCAACGCCAUCAUGCUCGGCUGCAUCUUCAUGAAAACUGCGCAGGCCAACCGGCGCGCAGAGACGCUCAUUUUCAGCAAACACGCCGUCAUCUCCGUCCGAAACAACAAGCUGUGCUUCAUGGUCCGCAUCGGGGAUUUGAGGAAAAGCAUGAUCAUCAGCGCCACCGUGCGGAUGCAGGUGGUCAAGAAAACCACCACCAAGGAGGGUGAGGUAGUGCCUCUGGACCAGAUCGACAUCAACAUGGACAACCCGGUGGGUACCAACGGAGUCUUCCUGGUGUCCCCCCUCAUCAUCAGCCACGUGAUCGACAAGGACAGCCCUCUGUAUCAGCUGUCCGCCACAGACCUUCAGCAGGAGGACAUCGAGGUGAUCGUGGUGCUGGAGGGGGUGGUAGAGACCACGGGCAUCACCACGCAGGCCAGGACCUCCUACGUGUCGGAAGAGAUCUUGUGGGGGCAGCGCUUCGUGCCCACGGUGUCCGAGGAGGACGGCAUGUACGCGGUGGACUACUCCAAGUUCGGUAACACCGUGAAGGUGCCGACACCGUGCUGCAGCGCCAAAACACUGGAUGAAGCAGGUGGGAUCGCUCAGUUUAAACUGAACGAGGGUGUCACCUUGCGGUCGUCUGAGAGAAGGCGGCGGGGCACCUCAUUGGUCCGCCGGUCCAAGAAGAACGGCCAAUAAAUUAUGAACCAUGUCUGCCAACAUUUUCUAUGAGAUUGACGACUGUUAAAUUAUUAUUAUAUUAUUUUUUUAUAACAAAACCUGUUAUGGUUCAUCUGUAAUCAUCUCUCAAAUGUAUGCACACAUCACCAAGCUUUUCACUCAGGGUCAGUGUGGAGAAGACAGAAUGCACUGAGGAUCAUCAGAUCAUGACAUGUGACUGUAUCAAUGUGGAUGUAAUUGAUGAUUUUAUAAAUUGAGAUUGACUGCAUGUAUCGAAAAGCAAUAAAGGAGAAUGCUUCAUCCACAGUGAGGCAUGUGGUAGAUGAA